GAAGCACCGUGCUUUAUCAGUUAUGUUCGAUUUUCAUUUAUAAACCUCAACUGCAGCGUGUUGAGUAUAUUCAGUCUUUCACUCUCGAACUAGAAACUAAUCUAUCAAAAUGAAAGUUAAAAUCAGUAUCCUGGUUGUGGUUGCCCUUCUCUCCAGCGCAGUGCUGGCAAAAGACGAGAGAUGUCCCCCAACCAACGAGCCAGGUCAAAACAUCCACUACGCUCAUCCGACCGAUUGUCACAAAUAUCUCACCUGCAACUGGGGAGAACUGGUUGAGCAACAGUGCACUCCGGGUUUGUUGUGGAACGAUAAUGCUAAGUACUGCGACUAUCCCGAAAAUGUGAACUGCAACGACCAAUCUGGAUCAACCUCCGUUCCUUCGACGAGUUCGAGUCCUGUCCCAAGUUCGACUGUAGAAGUCACUUCAACAACCUCAGCUCAAUCUUCUACAACUGUACCAGAGAAGAAAUGUCCGGAGCAAUUCGAUCCCGAUCAUCAGGUGUUUCUUGAGCACGAAGACUGUGACAAAUUCUACAUUUGCACCUGGAAUGGACAAGCCGUCGAAAAAGUGUGCCCAUCGGGACUUCACUGGAAUCAACUGUUCAACAUUUGUGACUGGCCCGUGAACGUCGGUUGUUCUUCUAGCCCUUCGGUAUCUCCGUCGACGCCAUCUUUCCCAAGCACCACUCCAGCAUCGACAAGUAGUGCAGCUCCCUCAGAGGGUGAUUGUCCACUAAUCUACGAUCCAUACCAUCAGGUGUACUUCCCUCAUCCAGAUUGUACCAAGUACUACAUUUGCACUUUCGAGGGCAACAAACUGGAGCAAAACUGUCCUGCAACUUUGCAUUGGAGCCAAUCGAACGGAUACUGCGAUCACCCGGAGCUGGCACAAUGUGUUCCCGGUGUAAUGGCUGUGGAGAUAACAGAUGCAACCACCGAAAAACCAAAGCAGUGCCCACUGAAUUCAGUGCCUCAGGACCCACCAGUGUAUCUUCCCCAUGAGAAUGACUGCGCCAAGUACUACGUCUGCGAUCAUGGCGUGCCUGUUGAAAUGAACUGUCCGGCUCCGUUGCUCUGGAAUGCCCCCAAAGACGUUUGUGAUUCUCCCAACGAGGUCGUUUGCUAAGAGUGAGCUUAAGUCGUCAUUCAGUUGGCACUUGAUGUGUAUUAAAUCUCAAAACUGAGUCAAGAGUUGUCUUGCGAAGAUGGAUAAUGGAUGUGUUAACAAACGAU
Messenger RNA from Uranotaenia lowii, 1233 nucleotides. RefSeq names its product probable chitinase 10. The transcript has 2 exons. The coding region runs from base 110 to 1126 and encodes 338 amino acids. Gene Ontology annotation, cellular component: extracellular region. Lineage: Eukaryota; Metazoa; Arthropoda; Insecta; Diptera; Culicidae. The record is from RefSeq and is a predicted model, not a curated record. Gene Ontology annotation, molecular function: chitin binding.